AUGGUUGCUUCCAUGUAUGAAGGUUGGUGUCCUUUCAUGUUGCCUCCUCCGACACCCAAUUUCUUCCUCUACCACUCUCGUGUUCACAAAACAGAACCCCUUCAAAAUGCUGAAAGCGAGAUCUAUGGGGUCUACAGAUUUGAUCAAGCUGAUCAAUCAGAAUCUUCCUAUCGUCGAAAUGAAAAUCGAUAUCCUGAAGAUCGUGGACGCCAUUCUUACAGAAGACAUUAUUGGGGCAAACCGACUCCUAUUGAUGAAAUGUUGCCUUCUCAAAUGGAAUUAGAACUAAGUAUUCAAUCUUGUAUGACGAAUGAACAAGUGGAAAUGUUUGCUAUGAAUGUACGACUUGAAGAAAUCACCCAAAAACUUCGUACAGGAAACGUUGUUCCUCGUGAUAGAGAACGAUCUCCUUCUCCUCCUCCUCAAUACGACAACCAUGGUCGUCGAUUGAAUACAAGAGAAAUUCGCUACAAGAAAAAGCUAGAGGACGAGCGUCAUCAUAUUAUCGAAAAGGCUAUGAAGACUGUUCCCAAUUUUAAGGCUCCUAGCGAUUAUCGCCGCCCAGCAAAAACACAAGAAAAGGUUUACGUUCCUGUGCAAGAUUACCCUGAAAUCAACUUCAUUGGUCUUUUAAUCGGUCCUCGUGGUCAUACAUUGAAAGACAUGGAGUCGAAAUCAGGUGCCAAAAUUGCAAUUCGUGGUAAAGGAAGUGUCAAAGAAGGAAAAGGUAAAAGCGAUCCAUCUGUACGCGGCAAUAUGGAAGAAGACCUUCAUUGUCUUGUGAGCGCCGAUUCAGAAGAUAAAAUUAGUCUUGCCAUUCGACUAAUCGAUAUUGUGAUUCAAACUGCUGCUUCCACUCCUGAAGGUCAGAAUGAUCUAAAGAGAAAUCAACUCCGUCAACUGGCCACUCUCAAUGGUACUCUCCGAGAUGACGAGAAUCAGGUUUGUCAAAACUGUGGUAAUGUUGGUCAUCGUCGUUAUGACUGUCCCGAACGAAUUAAUCAUACCCUAAAUAUUGUUUGCAGACACUGUGGAAACGCAGGCCAUAUUGCACGGGAUUGUCCUGUAAAGAACCAGCCUCCCGUAGGUGAUGCCGCGGCUGACCGUGAGUAUCAAAGCCUCAUGCAAGAAUUGGGUGGUGGCUCUAUUACUUCCUCUGCUGGCCAACACGCUUUGGAAUAUACUGAAACUUCCACCACAAACUCAGCUGCACCACCCCCAUGGGCUGCCAACACAGGGCCAUCAUCAGAAUCUUCUAGUCCUGCUCCUUGGGCGAAAGCUACCCCGAGCGUUGCUUCUACUCCUGCUCCUGCUCCUUGGCAACAAGCGGUACCUGCUCAGCCUGCCUCUUCCACAUCAACUGGUGGGUUGCCCCCUUGGCAACAGAAUACCCAACCAGUUGUAUCCGAUUCAAAUCUUCCGGGUGUACCCAUUCCCGGCAUGCCUCCUGGUCUUCCUCCCGCACCUGUUCCUGCGACUGCUCCCCCUGGACUACCAACAGCCAGUACAGCACCGGAUAUGUUGGCUACUCCUAUGAUGAAUCUCCCACAGCCUCCUAUGCUUCCACCAGGAAUGGCUCCUCCGCAAGGUAUGCCUUCUGCAUUUUCUGCUUAUGCGGCUCCUCCAGGCAUGCCGUUACCAGGUGCACCAGGAGUAGCAAAUGCUCCUGGGAUGCCCCAGUCUAUUCCCUUUGGCGCACCUCCUGGGAUGCCCAUGCCUCCAGGCACAUCUCCUCCUAAUCCUUAA
This is a messenger RNA of Schizosaccharomyces cryophilus OY26, 1746 nucleotides long. Its product is annotated as zinc finger protein Bpb1. The record is from RefSeq and is a predicted model, not a curated record. Gene Ontology annotation, biological process: regulation of mRNA splicing, via spliceosome. Gene Ontology annotation, cellular component: nucleus. The coding region runs from base 1 to 1746 and encodes 581 amino acids. Gene Ontology annotation, molecular function: mRNA binding; zinc ion binding. NCBI's taxonomy places the organism in Eukaryota, Fungi, Ascomycota, Schizosaccharomycetes, Schizosaccharomycetales, Schizosaccharomycetaceae. The transcript has 2 exons.